Molecule: messenger RNA, 201 nt
Organism: Suillus clintonianus
Lineage: Eukaryota; Fungi; Basidiomycota; Agaricomycetes; Boletales; Suillaceae
Exons: 4
Coding region: 1-201 (66 amino acids)
Molecular function (GO): DNA binding
Source: RefSeq, a predicted model, not a curated record
AUGACCGUCUGCCAGGCCUUCGCCGGUGCUCUCGCCAACAAGGGCAUGAACGCACAGCAACUCGCUGUCGCUACUGGGAGUGACCAAACCCGCAUGUCCCAAAUUUGCGCAGGCACUGCGACCCCCACGACCGCAGAAUACAACAAGAUCGCGGGCGCCUUGGGCCUGGGCAGCGUCCCUGCUGGCCACCCUUCGCGUUGA